UUGCACGACCCACACUUAAUUUUCCUCUCUUCGCUCUCACCCAUUACCUGUAAUCUUGCUGCUUUGUUUCUGAUCUGACGCUGUGCUGCUGCUUCACCUACCUCACAAGGAAGCUUAUGAAGCAAAAACAGGUAAUAAGUUUAGUUACGGCCGAGAGAGAUAUGAUGUCAGAAGCUCUCGUAGCAAACUCGAAUAAGUUAUUGUCUGCUCUUCUGCUCUUUCUCCUGUUGAUGAGUUGUUUCGGACAGUUCAGAUCUGAAACCCAGCUCUUACCAGAUGAAGAAGUACGGACCCUCCAGAAAAUAUCAAACAAACUAAAUAACAGAUAUUGGAACCUCAGCCGAACAUCGUGUAAUAGUGAAGAUUUUGACAAGUUUUUUGCAAAUACAAUCCUCAGCAAAGUCACCUGUGACUGUUCCUUCAAUCACUAUACUGUUUGUCAUGUCACAAGCAUUCUGCUGAAGGGUCUAAACCUAACUGGAGUCCUACCUGAUGAAUUUGGGGAUCUUCCAUACUUAAAAGAGAUAGACUUUAGUCGCAACUACAUCAAUGGGUCUAUUCCAGUAAGUUGGGCUAAGAUCCCUCUUGUCAUCAUAUCCCUUCUGGGGAACCGCAUUAGUGGAUCAAUUCCAGAAGUACUUGGUAACAUUAAAACACUUGAGAACCUUAUAUUGGAAGAUAAUCAGCUUGGAGGUACCCUUCCCGCAGAGCUUGGUAAUUUAAGCCGGUUGAAGAUAUUCACUAUCUCUGCGAACAAUAUUACAGGACCAAUACCAGAAACAUUUGGAAAUCUGAAGAACUUGACAGAAUUUAAGAUAGAUGGAAACAGUAUAUCUGGGAGGAUACCUAAUUUCAUUGGAAACUGGACCAAACUUACUAGCCUUGAUAUGCAAGGAACAUCAUUGGAGGGUCCUUUUCCUUCCACAAUAUCCCUCUUGAAAAACCUAAUCCAACUGAGGGUGGCUGACUUAAAUGGAUCAAAUAUGAGCUUCCCUGACCUCCAAGAUAUGAAGGCGAUGACUGAAUUGAUACUCAGAAAUUGCAUGAUUACAGGCGAAAUCCCUAGCUACAUUGGAGAAGUUAUGACAAAUAUUAAAAAAAUAGACCUUUCCUUCAACAGAUUGACUGGUCAAAUUCCUAAACAAUUGGAGGGUCUGUCAAAGUUACAAUACCUGUAUCUCACGAACAACUCACUAACUGGAAAAGUACCAGAUUGGAUCAUGGAUAACGGAAAUAACAUAGACAUUUCUUACAACAAUUUUACAGAGUGCUCUAAACAAUCCAGUUGCGAGCAACAACCACAAGUAAAAACAAUUGCCAGUUAUUCAUCUUCAGCAAACUGCUUGGUUAACUGGUGCUUGAAGAAGGACCUUCCCUGUUCUAGGGAACCAGCAUAUCAUUCCUUGUUCAUCAAUUGCGGUGGCCAGAGGGAGGAAUUUGAUGGGGAAGAAUAUGUAGAUGACACGACAAAUAUGGGUCCAUCAGAUUUCUACCAAUAUGAUGAAAGAUGGGCUUGUAGCACCACAGGAGAUUAUUUGGAAAAUAACAAUGGUAUUUACAUAACCUCAAACAAUGUACUGAAUAUCACUGGUUCAGCAAUAUACAGGACAGCUCGCCUUGCCCCUCUAUCACUCAGGUAUUAUGGACUUUGCUUACACAAAGGGAGCUAUACAGUGAAGCUCCACUUUGCCGAAAUUAUGUAUACAGAUGACCAGACAUUUAGCAGCAUUGGGGAGCGCAUUUUUGAUGUAUCAAUUCAGGGUGAAAUACGCUUGAAGUAUUUCAAUAUUGCCAAGGAAGCUAAUGGUAUUGGUAAAGGCAUCAUUAUGGAAUUUAAUGAUGUUAUUGUUAAUGGUAGCACUCUGGAGAUCCACUUAUACUGGUCAGGAAAAGGGACUACCUUCGUUCCAGAAAGAGGUGUAUAUGGACCCCUCAUAUCAGCUAUUGCAGUGACGCCCAACUUUGAACCCAAAAGUGGACCGUCUGUUGGAGCUAUCGUUGGCAUCGUAGCUGCUGCAUGCAUAGCUGUUGUGCUAAUUUUGGUAUGCCUUUGGAUGAAGGGUUAUCUAGGAAGGAAGGAUGUUGAGGACAAAGAACUUAGAAACUUGAAGCUACAAAAAGGUCAUUUUAGUUUAAAGCAAAUUAAAGCAGCAACAAGGAAUUUUGACCGUGAAAAUAAGAUAGGCGAAGGUGGCUUUGGGCCAGUUUACAAGGGUAUACUUCCAGAUGGUUCUGUAGUUGCUGUCAAGCAGCUUUCAUCCAAGUCAAAGCAGGGGAACCGUGAAUUUAUAAAUGAGAUAGGCAUGAUAUCUGCUUUAAAACACCCAAAUCUUGUAAAGCUUUAUGGAUGUUGUAUUGAAGGAGACCAGCUAUUAUUGAUAUAUGAAUACAUGGAAAAUAAUAACCUUGCCCGUGCUCUAUUUGAUCCUGAGGAACAUCAUAUGAAGCUAGACUGGCCAACAAGGUGUAAGAUUUGCUUGGGAAUAGCUAGGGGCCUAGCUUAUCUGCAUGAAGAGUCGAGGCUGAAGAUUGUCCACAGAGACAUAAAGGCAACCAAUGUCCUUCUUGAUAAGGAUCUUAAUCCUAAGAUUUCUGAUUUCGGUUUGGCUAAACUUGAUGAAGAGGAAAAUACCCAUAUCAGCACCCGAAUAGCUGGAACUCUAGGAUAUAUGGCUCCUGAAUAUGCAAUGAGAGGUUAUUUGACCAACAAAGCAGAUGUUUACAGCUUCGGAGUUGUCUUGUUAGAGAUUACUAGUGGAAAGAGCAACACAAGUAUUUUGCCAAAGGAGGACUGUAUUCAUCUUCUUGAUUGGGCUUAUGUUUUACAAGGGCGGGAUAAUCUCCUAGAGCUUGUUGACCCUGUAUUGGAAUCAAACUAUUCCAAAGAAGAGGCACUGAGGAUGCUGAAGUUGGCUCUCUUAUGCACCAACCCCUCUCCCUCUCUAAGGCCAGCCAUGUCUAGCGUGGUGAGUAUGCUCGAAUGCAAAAUCGCAGUUCAAGUGUCAACCAUUAAGCAAGAUUCAUUGAGCGAGGAGUUGAGGUUCAAGGCUUUAGAGAAGCUCUCGCGUGGUAGUAAAUUAUACAUGUCAAGUACAUCUCAAGAAAGCCAGAUGCAAAAGAGCACUUCUACUGUGGAUUCUUGGGUGUCUCUGCAAGAGGAAGAGAGUAGAGAACAUUCUGAUGGAUGGAUUCGAACUUCUUCCUGAUAUCAGUGAGCAUUUUAACAAGAUGACAAUAGAGAAUCUUGAGGUUGGCGUCCAGGUAGAUGAUCCUGUAGUUGAGAUAUUCAAUGGGCAAGAGAUGAAUCACCGAGUCUGGGCAGUUAACCUUUAGUCUUGAAUACCUAAUGAGAUUAUGCAGAGCGCAGUUCUUUUUUUGUUAGAUAUGCCAGAUGAGUUAAUUUUUAGAAAAGACGUAGUAUGGUCACGAGGACAUGUAUUUUCUUUUAUUACUUAUAUCCAAAUAAUAUAUGACUAUUCAUCUUAUAUGUACAACAGCAAGUCAAAUGCAACAAAAUGUCUUGUUUAAUAAAUAUUUGCAGAGAA
Nelumbo nucifera (sacred lotus) is the source of this 3545-nucleotide messenger RNA. Its product is annotated as putative LRR receptor-like serine/threonine-protein kinase At1g53440. Gene Ontology annotation, molecular function: protein binding; protein kinase activity; ATP binding. The record is from RefSeq and is a predicted model, not a curated record. Gene Ontology annotation, biological process: protein phosphorylation. NCBI's taxonomy places the organism in Eukaryota, Viridiplantae, Streptophyta, Magnoliopsida, Proteales, Nelumbonaceae.